AAGAUCUUUCUGUGAUUCUUAUAUUAAUUUGUGUUUUGUUAAUUAAAAAAGAAAGUAACCAUGGCUGAGUUUGUGGAAAAACGAAUCGAGGAUAUGAUCCCCGAAUUAGAACAGAUGGAAAGAAUUAAACUGUUUGACAAAAAUGAAAUUCGAGGAAUCGCGAAGAAACUCAAGGAAUACGAAUAUAAAAUUCAACGACAUACAAAAACUAAAGAAGACUAUUUAAGAUAUAUACAGUAUGAAAUGGAUCUCCUUAAAUUAAUUAAACAACGUAGAGAUAAAUUUGGAAUUGCACAGAAGAAAUCAGAUAUUGAUCAUACCAUUACAAAUAAAAUGAAUCAUUUGUAUAGAGAUGCAAUAUUUAAAUUUCAAGAUGAUAUUCGUUUUUGGAUUGCUUAUAUAAAAUUUUGUAAGCAUGUUCAUUUUCACAACAGUGUAAGUCACAUAUUAGGUAGAAUGUUACAAGUUCAUCAAGAUAAGCCUAAAUGUUGGCACGUUGCUGCACGUUGGGAGCUAGAAGAAAGCAAAAAUAAACAAACUGCCCGACAAUUUCUUCUUCGUGGUUUGCAUAUACAUCCAACUUCUCAAUUAUUAUUUAUUGAUGCUUUUAAAUUAGAACUAGAGGAUGUAGUGAUUAGUGAUCAAAAGAAUGAAAGUAUUGGUGACAAUGCAAUACCAACAGGAACUGAUGAUGAUAUGACUAUUGGACUAAAGAGAGCUUAUAUCAUAUAUCAGCAAGCAUCAAAAUGUAUUAAAGACAUUAAAUUCAUAAUAGAAUUAUUAAAUAUUACAAAAGAAUAUAAGAGUACAGAAAAAUUACAAAAUAAAAUUGUUAGUGAUAUGAUACAAGAAUAUGCCCAUGAACCUCUAAUGUGGGACACAAUGGCUCGACGCGAAUUAGAAGGACUUAUUCAACCUUGUCUCAGUGAGACUAUAAUGGAAGUUGAUAGUUCAGAACAAACUUCAUUAAGAGAUCGUAUAACAUCUUGUAACAAAGUAUAUCAAACGGCAGUUAAAAAAAUUAAGGCUGAAGAAAUGUGGUCUUUGUAUAUAGAAUGUUUAAUAGAAAUUAAUCAGACAGCUGGAUCUUUGCCAAAUUUUAAAAGAAAACUAUUAAAAACAGCAUUGUCACAAGCACACCAAGCAAAAAAAUUAAAGGAAAAGUAUUAUUUACAUUGGAUUAACAUGUUAAAUGUUGAAAAAAAAGAUGAAACUACGGAAAAGAAAUUAAAAGAAAUUCUGAGUAUAGCAACUGAAACUAUACCAAGUAGUGUAAGUCUUUGGCAUGCCAGAUUAAGAUAUCUGUUUGCCUCAGGAGAUGAAGAAGAAGCUGAAACUACUUUUUCAAAGGCAACACAAGUCCUUGGAGAAAAAUCAUUGUCUUUAUGGAAAAUAAAGAUAUUACAUGUACAAGCAAAAUGUCCUGAAAAAACUGAACAAAUUUUUCAAGCAGCUUUGCAAGGACAUCCAAAUUUUGCACAGGAAAUAAAACCAACUUAUAUUGAAUGGCUAGUUCUAACAAAAAGUAUACAAGCAGCGCGAAAAGUUUAUGAUAAUCUUUGUUUGCAACCUCCUUUCUGUCUUGAAUUGCACAAAAAAAUGAUGGAAUUAGAACUUAUGCAACCUGAAGUAUCCAUAAAACACAUAAGAAAAUGCAAUGAAAUGUCAACAUUACAAUUUGGCAAAAAUAAUACUAGUGUUUGGAUACAUUACAUUACAUUUGAAAUGAAACAUGGCGAUCCAAAGAAAGUCGGAGAAAUACACAGAAGGGCAGUAAAAACCUUAGAACCAGCACUAACAGAUUCUUUUAUUUCAGAGUACAGUUUAAUUAAAGCGAAUCCAAUUUGCAUAGAUACAGACACAUAA
This is a messenger RNA of Habropoda laboriosa, 1866 nucleotides long. RefSeq names its product U3 small nucleolar RNA-associated protein 6 homolog. The transcript has 9 exons. Gene Ontology annotation, cellular component: Pwp2p-containing subcomplex of 90S preribosome; small-subunit processome. NCBI's taxonomy places the organism in Eukaryota, Metazoa, Arthropoda, Insecta, Hymenoptera, Apidae. Bases 61 to 1866 code for a protein of 601 amino acids. Gene Ontology annotation, molecular function: protein binding; snoRNA binding. Gene Ontology annotation, biological process: maturation of SSU-rRNA from tricistronic rRNA transcript (SSU-rRNA, 5.8S rRNA, LSU-rRNA). The record is from RefSeq and is a predicted model, not a curated record.